CGGUAACUUUAGAUGGUAAAAGUGUUAUACCAGAAAGUAACUCGUAUUUAAGAACAAAUCGAGAUGUGCAAUGGUAAGAAUGUUGAUGCCCAUCUUACCAUCUAUCAAAAAGCAUUUUUAUUGUCAUUGUUCUAGGACGGAUACCAAAUAUCCGAAUUCUGUUGAUGGAAGACAUGUGGCUGUCCAUUUAUUUGAGUGGAAAUGGACUGAUAUUGCCGCCGAAUGUGAACGAUUUUUAGCACCUAAUGGAUAUUCGGGUGUUCAAGUGAGUCCGCCAAAUGAACAUGCUCAUUUACCCGGUCGUCCGUGGUACGAACGUUAUCAACCCGUUAGUUAUAAAUUAAAUAGUAGAAGUGGAACAGAAGAACAAUUUAUUAACAUGGUCAAUCGAUGCAAUACUGUAGGAGUAAGGUAUAAGUACAUAGUUGAUUGACGCUUUAUAAUAAGCGCGACAGAUAAAAAACCAGUAAUAAUAAAGUGCAUAGUUGUUGAUGACAGUUGAUUAACUAAGCUACUUUUAGAAUUUAUGCUGAUGCAGUCAUCAAUCAUAUGGCUUUUGGUGGAUGCACGGGCAUCGGAGGAACUUGUUAUUCAUCUGGUGGUAAGUUUGAAAGUUGAUCUCUCUCUCUCUCUCUCUCUCUCUCUCUCUCUUUCUCAUCUUACCAAAUACCAAUUCAUGACAUUUAAAUUCAGAUUCAGGUUUUGCUCCAUGGAAUGAAUCGUAUCCAGGAGUUCCUUACUCUCACCUUGGUAAUAGGCAAUAUCUUACCAUCGAAUAGAUUUUCACCAUAUAUACUAGGUAACAGAAAACAUAAUUGAGAUUCUAUACUGUUCCCAAAAUCAACCGCUUACUCUGCUCUCAAAUUU
This is a messenger RNA of Didymodactylos carnosus, 867 nucleotides long. Lineage: Eukaryota; Metazoa; Rotifera; Eurotatoria; Philodinida; Philodinidae. The record is from the annotation of a GenBank genome assembly.